UCGAGUCACGAUCAUUUGAAGUCCUGAAUCCGCCUCUGCAUAAAUGGGAAUUGGGUUAUGGGAAAACAUGUCAAGAAUGGCAGCUGCAGUGUCACUGUUUCUCUUAGUGUUUUGUUUUCAGGGAAUUUAUGGGAUUAGAUUUGUGAUAGAGAGAGAAGAAUGUUUGUCUCACAAUGUUCAUUUGGAAGGUGACACUAUUCAUGUUUCCUUUGUUGUUAUCAAAUCUGACACUCCCUGGCAUUCUGCUAAUGAGGGUGCUGUUGACCUUCUGAUAAAAGGGCCUUCUGGAGAGCAGAUUCACAACUUCCCCGACAAGACUAGUGAAAAGUAUGAGUUUGUCGCUCACAGAAAAGGCGUUUACCAGUUUUGCUUCACAAAUAAAUCGCCUUAUCAUGAAACCUUGUAUUUCGACGUGCAUGUUGUCCAUUAUACAUACUUUGAUCAGCAUGCAAAAGAUGAGCACUUUGAUCCAUUGCUGGAACAGAUAUCAAAGUUAGAAGCAGCUCUUUACAACAUACAGUUUGAACAGCACUGGCUUGAAGCACAGACUGACCGCCAGGCAUUAGUGAAUGAAGGUAUGAGCCAAAGAGCAAUCACCAAAGCCAUUCUUGAAUCAGUUACCCUUGUUGGUGUCAGCUUUCUUCAAGUCUUCCUCCUCCAACGCCUUUUUGAACGGAAGGUUCGGACUAUAAGAGUUUAAACUUGCAUUACUGGAUCUAGAAUUCAGACAUGGGCGGAACUUCACUCUAUUUUAGGAAAGCGUCCCAUGUACAUUCUCUUUUCAGUAGGAAAAGAAUCAAGUCCAACGUAAUUCACAGUUAGUCGGUUAAAUAGACCGCAUGUAAGAACUUUCCAGCACAUAAGCAGCAGGUAACUUGGAUUCUUCAUCAGCUUGUGUGGUGAAACAGGGAUAUUUUACUGACUGCUAACACUGGAGAGUUCUUGGUUGCAAGAUUCACUAGUCCUUCAUUUUUUGCUGUUCUAUUGAUAGAUAAUUCUUGUGGCAUAGUACCAUUGACUUUGAUAGGUUGUAUUUGAUUUUUGUUCAGCUAUAGAGAUUUUUGGAUUUUAGUCAGGUCAUGUCCAAUAUUUAA
This is a messenger RNA of Nicotiana attenuata, 1094 nucleotides long. Its product is annotated as transmembrane emp24 domain-containing protein p24beta2-like. The record is from RefSeq and is a predicted model, not a curated record. NCBI's taxonomy places the organism in Eukaryota, Viridiplantae, Streptophyta, Magnoliopsida, Solanales, Solanaceae. Gene Ontology annotation, cellular component: Golgi apparatus; COPII-coated ER to Golgi transport vesicle; endoplasmic reticulum. The transcript is spliced from 4 exons. The coding region runs from base 44 to 700 and encodes 218 amino acids. Gene Ontology annotation, biological process: Golgi organization; endoplasmic reticulum to Golgi vesicle-mediated transport; intracellular protein transport.